Molecule: messenger RNA, 4378 nt
Organism: Eleginops maclovinus (Patagonian blennie)
Lineage: Eukaryota; Metazoa; Chordata; Actinopteri; Perciformes; Eleginopidae
Gene: tmem132e
Product: transmembrane protein 132E
Exons: 9
Coding region: 1102-4368 (1088 amino acids)
Source: RefSeq, a predicted model, not a curated record
CAGACAGCUCUCUGUGCACCCCGCAAACACACCGCACACAGGUGCAGUCCGGCGGAUCACUUGGAUUUUAAAACGCACAGAACCGGAGAGUUUUUUUGGGGACUUGGCUUUGUUUCAGAGUCUCGGUCAGCGACGAUGCUGGGCUCCGGUUCUCCGGCUUGACACCACAAAGUAACGCGGAACAAGAAAGUAGGAGGACUUUCCUGGAUGUUUGCGCUCUGGUGGUUCCCAUCUGAGGGACUGUCGCAACACGCUGCGGUAGGUGAACUAUUGGAAUCCUCCUGGACAUUUUUCCGUGUGUGUGAGCAGCGAACCCGGACCUUUCCGGCUUUUUUUUUUAAGGGUGCAAUUCCCCCGGUUACAGCUCAGAAUGUAUUCCCACUUCUUUCUCAGCUGGGGAUUGUAAAUGAAGUCAGUGACUGCUGAACCAACAGCGCUGCGGAUGCCUUUUUCGCCCUCCUCUCCAACCGUUUCCAUGAUUUGCGCAAGGAAAUCUAUUUUUUUGAAUUCCUAAUUGAAGAAUGACUAAUCACACAGACUAAUUGUAUCUCUCUUUCCUAUGUGCUUGUCUUUAUUUUCUCAAAUCGAGCCUUUUUGGGGGGCUGGAUUCCUGUGAUUCAAGCCAGAGCGCGCGUCAUCGCUCCACUGAUGUCCAUUGAUUUAUGAUUUUUGGGGACAUUCAUCGGGUUUUGCGCAAGGACUUUGGUCCGUUUCAGGAACACUGUGUUUAAUCUCUUUCCCCAGUUGUCCAAUUUGGAGCAGGAUACUUGGAACUUUCUUCUCCCAUGUGGGAAAAACGCUCUGUUUGGCCUGGAGAAGACGCGGUUUGGCCGUGCCUUUUUUUGUUUUUAGCUCUCCUGCUCGUUAAGACACAGCAAAGACUGUAGCUGGACAAUCACAUUUCUGAAGACCUCGACAGGCGUACACAGGCUCACAUAUACUCGUACAUAUACAUAUAUUGCAUUACGCAUUAUCCAACUUAAGAUCCUCGGAAGAACUGCAACAGCUCCGUGUGGAGGCUCACACCUGCAGAGGGUGAUUUAUCCACCACCGGCUACUGGGACAACUGGGAUUAAACAUCCUCCGGCUGGGAUUUCUACCAUGUCAGCUGCACGGGACUGCAGAUGGACUCUCCUCCUGUGUGUGGUGGCGCUUUCAUGUGCUCUUGCAGGUAAGAUCUCUCCCACCAGCUCAGACGCUCUGCUCAGCUUCUCACCAGUGACGGCCAACCCCUCGCCUCCCAAUGUGUACCUUCCCGCCAACUUCAAAAUGUCCAAUGCACAACUGGCCUUCUUCUUGCGGGAGGCUCAGAUCUCAGGACAAACAGUUGGUGGCGGCGGCGGUGGCGGCAGGAGCAGCCCGAGCACCGGACACCCGCUGCAGCGCUCGGAGAGCUUUGUGGUUUUCCAGACAAAAGACCUCCCUGCCAUCAACAUAACCUUUGGGCCUUUCGCCCGGGACCAGGCCCUGUCCAAGGAGUUGCUGCAGCCGGCGAGUCCGCUGGAUAUCCCAGGACAGCUGACAGUCAACUGGAAGGUGCGGGCAUUCAUCGUGCAGGCGAGGGUUUUCUCCAACAACCCCACGGUGCAGGUGUUCUUCUACAUCGCCGGGCGCGACUGGGACGACUUCAAGGCUCAGGACAAGCUCCCCUGCGUCCGUCUGCACGCCUUCCGGGAUGUCCGUGAGAUUAAAACAUCCUGUCGCAUGAAAGGCAACCUGGCGCAGUGUUUGGCCCAGCUGGAGCUACCUCCCUCCUGGUUUAACACCAACGUGGCCCCGCUGGGUCGGAGGAAAGGCUCGACUGACGGGCUCCUGGAUGGGCUGACCAGUGAGACCCUGCAGGCCGAGCUGUACUACACCCUGCACGGGCCCAAUGUGGAAGGGGAGUGCAGUGAGGGUUUAGGUCACAGGGGUGGUGGUGCUUCCAGGGGAGAACCUCUGUCACAGCACCCCCUGCUGCGCAUCGGGAGCAUCAGCCUCUACCAGGCCAGCCAGGAGCAGCUGCUGGUGGACAAACAGCUGGACAAGAACAUGUUCCUCAGGCUGCCCGAGAAGCCCCUGAAGCCGGGGGAAGUGCUCAAAAUCUCUCUCUACUUGAUGCCCAACUCCACCGUGGAGCAGUUCACCCUCAGGGUCAAAGCCAAGAAAGGGGUGAACCUGCUGGAGACCAAAUCCAGGAACGCCCAGUGGCAAGUGGGUUGGGAGAUGCAGUCCGGCGCCAAGCACUCCAUCACCACCAUCGACGUGAGCAAGAACAAAGCAGCGAAACAGGGGGACGUGCUGGGCAAUGUGGAGGUGAUGCAGCUGGACUUUGAGAUGGAGAACUUCACCAGCCUCUCGGUGACGCGGAGGAUAAACUGGAACAUCGACUACAAGGGCCAGAGCCCACCGCCCGAAUCAGAGAAGGUGGUGACGGAGCUGACGGUGGUGCAGAGAGACAUCCAGGCUAUCAUCCCUCUGGCCAUGGACACUGAGAUUAUCAACACAGCUAUUCUGACCGGACGCACGGUGGCUAUUCCCGUCAAAAUGGUCUCCAUAGAGAUGAAUGGAGCUGUCACUGACGUCUCGUCCUUUGUGCAGUGCAAGUCCUCCAACGAAGACAUCGUUAAGGUGUCCAUGAAUUGCGACUAUGUGUUUGUCAACGGGAAAGAGACGCGGGGGUCCAUGAGCGCCAGGGUGAUCUUCAGCUACGAGCACCUGAGCGCGCCGCUGGAGCUGACCGUGUGGGUUCCCAAACUCCCCCUGCAGGUGGAGCUUUCCGACAGCAACCUGAGCUUCAUCAAAGGCUGGAGGGUCCCCAUCCUGCCCGACAGAAGGAGCACCAGAGACAGCGACGCAGACGAGGAGGACGAUGAGCCGCGGGUGAGUCGCGGCUGCACCCUGCAGUACCAGCGGGCAGUGGUCAAAGUGCUGACCCAGUUCCACACCACCUCCACGGAGGGCACGGACCAGGUCAUCACCAUGCUGGGCCCCGACUGGCAGGUGGAUGUCACAGACCUGGUGCAGGACUCCCUGAAGGUGGCCGACCCCCGGAUAGCAGAGCUGGUGGACCGCACGGUGCUGGUGGGCCUGGAGCUGGGAUCCACCGUGCUGAAGGUGGAGUCUCCGCUGGCCGUGGACGCGAUGUUAGGAGAGUCGGCGUUCUCCGUCACGGACGACAAGGUGUCCAUCACGGAGAUGAGAGUCCACGCCGUCUCAGGCCUGACCCUGUCCCUGCAGCCCAGCCCCGGGAACAGCCACACCAUGGUGGCCAAGGCAACUGGCGUCCAGACGCUCACCGCCCCGAAGCAGGAGGCCAGUUUGUCUGUCUGGAUGCUUUUCAGCGACAACACAGCCGCCACUCUGACUAACUUUGAUCCGAAAGACUACAACUUCAACGCCUCCUCGCUGGAUGACAGGGUCGUGUUGGUCUCCCAGGAGCCUCAGCAGCGCUGGCCUGUGGUGGUGGCAGAAGGGGAGGGAUCCGGUGAGCUGGUGCGUUUAGAGAUGACCAUCUGUGAGGCCUGUCAGAAGACCAAGCGCAAAAGCGUCAUCGCAUCUGCUUCAGUUUAUGUCAAGGUCCGCUUCGGCCCAGAGGAGGAUUCUGAGGAGGAGGGAACCACCGAGGGGGAGAUAGAGCUGGCCCCCUUCACCAGGCGUCCAAUCAUUGAUCCGAACAUCAGUGGAAGAAUUUAUGAGACAUCUAAUGAGCAGCCUGCCAGUGUUCCCAUUGAUUACACCAAUUUCCCCACCAUUAGCAACCAAGAGCGACCAACAGAGAGCGAUGAAGAAGAGGAAGACGACGAUGACUUUGUGCACUCACCUCGGAACAUGACUGACCUUGAGAUCGGCAUGUACGCUCUGCUGGGAGUCUUCUGUCUCGCCAUCCUAGUGUUUCUCAUCAACUGCAUCGUCUUUGUGCUGAAGUACCGCCACAAGCGGAUCCCGCCCGAGGGUCAGGCCAACAUGGACCAUUCCCACCACUGGGUGUUCCUGGGAAACGGCCAGCCACUGAGGGCCCAGUGUGAGCUGUCGCCACAGCAGAUAGAGAGUCCCAGUAAUCCUCUGGACAGCGUACAGACUUGCUGCCAUGGGGACCACCACAGCAGUGGCAGCUCCCAGACUAGCGUUCAGAGCCAGGUUCACGGGCGGGGAGACGGCAGCUCUGGGGGAUCUACGAAGGAGAACGGCGAGGAGGCCAGUUCCCCCACCUCCAAGCGCAAGAGAGUCAAGUUUACCACCUUCACCACCCUUCCCACAGAGGAACUGCCCUACAACUCCAUCCCCAUAGCAGACGAGGAGGACAUUCAGUGGGUGUGCCAGGAUAUGGGCUUUCAAGACCCAGAGGAACUGCAUGAUUACAUGCGCAGAAUAAAGGAAAUAGCCUGAGAUAAGAAGC